AUUUUUAUUGAUAAAUAACUUUUGAGAAAAAGAAAUCUCGUUUAGUUUAAUUUUGCCUCACCAAAAUGACUAUGAUAGCAAUAAGUCAUCUUGAUAAAAAACAUCUUAAUGUUGUACUCUGUAUUGGUGGAGUGAUGAUAUGCACAAAAUUUUGUUAUAACAUAAUAAUAAAAUUAAGCAUGUCAGGAAAGUCAAAAAAUCACGUUGUUAAAUUUUUUCAUAAUUUUUUUAAACCAUUUUUUAAUUGUGGUUUUCUUAUGAGAAGAGAAUUUUUUGUAAAACUUCCAUCAUAUCCUAUUCGUUUGACAAAAAAGUCCUAUGUUAUUGUUAAUUAUGGUUCAUAUGGUACAGUUCCAAUCAAAGUUCAACAGUAUCAGUUUAAUGUUCAGAAAGAGCUUGAAUAUUGUCCAGAUUUAUUUAAUCGUUUAACAUUGCAUAAACGUUACGAGCAAAGUCGGGUAACUGUUGCAAGUGCAGUAGGCUGUGAACCUGAUAAUCUUGUAUUUGUUGAAAAUCUUACUGAAGCAAUAACAUGCUCGCUUCGUUCUCUAUUAAAUUGUUUAAAAAAAAAUGAUGCUGUUCUAUGUUUACGCAGUGUUGCAUAUGGUGCGGUUGUUAAAGCUAUUGAUGUACUUGCUAAUGAGUAUCAUAUUGAGGUUGUUGAUCUUGACUUGCAGUUUCCUAUUUUUUCAAAAAAUGAUGUACUCAUUAAAUUUGAAGAAAUAUUUAUAAAUUACCCUUGCGUGAAGUUAGCAGUGUUUGAUCAUAUAACAAGUGCGUCCUCUGUUGUUUUGCCAAUAAAAGAGCUGGGUGAAAUAUGCAGAAAAUAUAAUGUUAUAUCUGUUGUCGAUGGCGCACAUGCACCUGGGCAACUUUAUUUGAACAUAGAUUCCUACAAUGUUGAUGUUUACUUAGGCAAUUUACAUAAAUGGUAUUACACCCCAAAAAGUUGUGCUAUUAUGUGUGUAAAUAAAAAGUGGCAUGAUAAAAUGCAACCAUCAUGGGUCUCACAUGCAACAUACGGAGGUUUUCAAGACAGAUUUUUCAUGCAAGGUACAAAAAAUUAUAGCGCAAUGGUUUCAGCUGGCUAUGCUGUAAAUGAGUUUACUGAAUGUAUUGGGGGACUGGAUCAUCUUCAUUCCUACAUACCACCUCUUAUAGAAUGGGUUGUCAAAUUAUACAUUUCUAAAUGGGAAACUGAAGAAGUUCAAAUACCUGCAGAUAUGAAAGCUCCUUAUAUGAGAACUGUUUAUUUACCAGAUAUUUUUACUGAGGUUUAUGGAAAUGCACCUAAUGCGCCAGCAAACUUAAUGAAGGAGUUUUUGGAGGAAGAAAAUGUGGCAGUUGUUAUUUUAACUGUCCAAAAUCGAAUGGCAACAAGGGUUUCUGCACAAAUUUUCAGCACAAAGAGGGAGUUUAUAAUUGUUGCAAACCUAAUUAAAAAAAAAGCUGAUGAGCUAAGAGUGCUAUGUUUAUAGCUAAAGAGAUUAAAAAAUUUUUCAAAAAAGCUGAUGAGCUAAAAAGAUAAAACAAAAUUUAUAACUUAUUGUUUGAAAAAGUAUUUAGUUUUUUUAAAAAUUAUUUAAUUAUUUUUUAAAAUUUUUAAUUAUUCAGAAAAAUCUGUUUGCUAAAAUGAAAGAAUGUCUAAAUUUUCACAUA
This is a messenger RNA of Hydra vulgaris (swiftwater hydra), 1659 nucleotides long. RefSeq lists its product as uncharacterized. Lineage: Eukaryota; Metazoa; Cnidaria; Hydrozoa; Anthoathecata; Hydridae. The record is from RefSeq and is a predicted model, not a curated record.